Molecule: messenger RNA, 2873 nt
Organism: Saimiri boliviensis boliviensis (Bolivian squirrel monkey)
Lineage: Eukaryota; Metazoa; Chordata; Mammalia; Primates; Cebidae
Gene: GRHL3
Product: grainyhead like transcription factor 3
Biological process (GO): regulation of transcription by RNA polymerase II
Cellular component (GO): nucleus
Molecular function (GO): RNA polymerase II cis-regulatory region sequence-specific DNA binding; DNA-binding transcription activator activity, RNA polymerase II-specific
Source: RefSeq, a predicted model, not a curated record
UACUCGGCGGGCUAAGAGUUAACAGCUGCACCUGUUGAGGUAUCCCUGCAGUCGCCGGCACCUGUACCUGCAGCCAAUCAGCGCCAGCACUGCUGGGAACCUACCUGUCAGCAAAAUCUCGACACUCAAACCUCAACAUAAAUCAAACACUUCCCUGGGCAGGGAAUGUCUGUGUCAGGCAAGAAUUAGAGACAAGCGGUCAGCAGAGCCUCAGCGCUGAUCGUCGGAGCCUGGGAGCAGGAAGAUGUCGAAUGAACUUGAUUUUAGGUCUGUGCGGCUGCUGAAGAACGACCCAGUCAACUUGCAGAAGUUCUCUUACACUAGUGAGGAUGAGGCCUGGAAGACAUACCUAGAAAACCCCUUGACAGCUGCGACGAAGGCCAUGAUGAGAGUCAAUGGAGACGAUGACAGCGUUGCAGCCCUGAGCUUCCUGUAUGAUUACUACAUGGGUCCCAAGGAGAAGCGGAUAUUGUCCUCCAGCACUGGGGGCAGGAAUGACCAGGGAAAGAGGUACUAUCAUGGCAUGGAAUAUGAGACGGACCUCACCCCCCUUGAAAGCCCCACACAUCUCAUGAAAUUCCUGACAGAGAAUGUGUCUGGAACUCCAGAGUACCCAGAUUUGCUCAAGAAGAAUAACCUGAUGAGCUUGGAGGGGGCCUUGCCCACCCCUGGCAAGGCAGCUCCGCUCCCUGCAGGCCCCAGCAAGGUGGAGGCCAGCUCUGUGGACAGCUACCUGUUGCCCACCAGUGAUAUAUAUGACAAUGGCUCCCUCAACUCCUUGUUUGAGAGCAUUCAUGGGGUGCCACCCACCCAGCGCUGGCAGCCAGACAGCACCUUCAAAGAUGACCCACAGGAGUCGAUGCUCUUCCCAGAUAUCCUGAAAACAUCCCCAGAACCCCCAUGUCCAGAGGACUACUCCAGCCUCAAAAGUGACUUUGAAUACACCCUGGGCUCCCCCAAAGCCAUCCACAUCAAGUCGGGCGAGUCACCCAUGGCCUACCUCAAUAAGGGCCAGUUCUACCCUGUCACCUUGAGGACCCCAGCAGGUGGCAAAGGCCUUGCCUUGUCCUCCAACAAAGUCAAGAGUGUGGUGAUGGUUGUCUUCGACAAUGAGAAGGUCCCGGUAGAGCAGCUGCGCUUCUGGAAGCACUGGCAUUCCCGGCAACCCACUGCCAAGCAGCGGGUCAUCGACGUGGCUGACUGCAAAGAAAACUUCAACACCGUGGAGCACAUUGAGGAGGUGGCCUAUAACGCGCUGUCCUUCGUGUGGAACGUGAAUGAAGAGGCCAAGGUGUUCAUCGGUGUCAACUGUCUGAGCACAGACUUUUCCUCACAAAAGGGGGUGAAGGGUGUCCCUCUGAACCUGCAGAUUGACACCUAUGACUGUGGCUCGGGCACUGAGCGCCUGGUACACCGCGCUGUCUGCCAGAUCAAGAUUUUCUGCGACAAGGGAGCUGAGAGGAAGAUGCGCGAUGACGAGCGGAAGCAGUUCCGGAGGAAGGUCAAGUGCCCCGACUCCAGCAACAGUGGAGUCAAGGGCUGCCUGCUCUCCGGCUUCAGGGGCAAUGAGACUACCUACCUUCGGCCAGAGACUGACCUGGAGACGCCGCCCGUGCUGUUCAUCCCCAACGUGCACUUCAACAGCCUGCCGCGCUCUGGAGGGGCAGUCCCCUCGGCAGGACCCUGCAGCUCCAACAGGCUGCCUCUGAAGCGUACCUGCUCGCCCUUCACUGAGGAGUUUGAGCCUUCGCCCUCCAAGCAGGCCAAGGAAGACGACCUUCAGAGAGUCCUGUUGUAUGUGCGGAGGGAGACCGAGGAGGUGUUUGAUGCGCUCAUGUUGAAGACCCCAGACCUGAAGGGGCUGAGAAAUGCGAUCUCUGAGAAGUAUGGGUUCCCUGAAGAGAACAUUUACAAAGUCUACAAGAAAUGCAAGCGAGGAAUCUUAGUCAACAUGGACAACAACAUCAUUCAGCAUUACAGCAACCACGUUGCCUUCCUGCUGGACAUGGGGGAGCUGGACGGCAAAAUUCAGAUCAUCCUUAAGGAGCUGUGAGGCCUUUCGAGCAUCCAAACCCUCGCGACCAGCAAGGGGCCAGUGGUGACGUGGCCCCACGCCACACACAACCUCUCCACAUGCCUCAGCGCUGUUACUUGAAUGCCUUCCCUGAGGGAGGAGGCCCUUAAGUCACAAACCCACCAAUGUCAGGGCCAGGAAGAGACCUGGGAGGUCCCCUGGCCUGAACCCUCACGGCAUGCUGGAAUCUGCUCCCUAAACUUCCUGCCAGUGCCUCCCAAAACAAUGUCACUGUGGCUACUACCCACCCGACAGACUGUUCCCUCCUCCCAAGACCCUGUCUGCAGUGGCCUCCUGCAGGCUGCCCGUUAAGACAGUGGCGGCACGCACUCCCUCCCACAGCACCACACCGGCUGGGGCGGCCCCACUCUCCGUCUCCCUUCAACUUCAGACAAAGGAUGUUUCACCCUUUGGUCAGUUAACUUGAAAACUUGAUUUUCAGUGCAAAUGACUUAAAAGACACUAUAGUGAAAGAGUCUCUUUCUCACAGACUUCCUCAAUGCAAGAUGUAAAUAGCACCAAUGAUUGACUGGAACAAAGUGACCGCUGUGUAUAACUACUGCCUUGCCACUCACUGUUGUAUACAUUUCUUAUUUACAAUUUUCAUUAUGUGUUAUAUAUAUAUGAAUAUAUUGUAUAUAUGUGCAACAUUUUGUAUUUUUCAUGGAUACAUUUUUAUCAUUUCAAAAAUGUGUAUUUCGCAUUUCUUGGACUUUUUUUUAGCAGUUAUUCAGUGAUGCAUUUUUGUAUACUCACGUGGUAUUUAGUAAUAAAAGUCUACCUAUGUAUUACUUCACAU